AGUGACGCAGCGCGCGACUCGCCCCUGCUCUUCAGUUCUGGAAACCCCAAGCGCGCGGACCUGCCAACGCCCGGCGCAGAGAAACAAACAGAAAGGAUACGAUCUUGAAUGAGAACAGUGGACUUGUAAAAGCACAGCUAUGCAGACGAUCAAGUGCGUCGUUGUUGGUGAUGGUGCAGUGGGUAAAACCUGUCUAUUAAUCUCCUAUACAACUAAUAAAUUCCCCUCCGAAUAUGUACCAACGGUCUUUGAUAACUAUGCAGUUACGGUUAUGAUUGGUGGUGAGCCGUACACCCUUGGGCUGUUUGAUACCGCAGGUCAGGAAGAUUACGAUAGAUUACGACCCCUGAGCUACCCUCAGACAGAUGUCUUCUUAGUCUGUUUCUCAGUUGUUUCACCUUCUUCGUUUGAAAACGUCAAAGAAAAGUGGGUACCUGAGAUCACCCACCACUGUCCAAAGACCCCCUUCCUGCUGGUGGGGACACAGAUUGAUCUGAGAGAUGACCCUUCUACCAUUGAGAAGCUUGCCAAGAACAAACAGAAACCCAUCACUCCGGAGACGGCAGAGAAGCUGGCCCGCGAUCUGAAGGCUGUCAAAUAUGUGGAGUGCUCCGCUCUGACACAGAAAGGCCUAAAGAACGUAUUUGAUGAGGCGAUUUUGGCAGCCCUGGAGCCUCCAGAGCCCAAGAAGAAGCGUAAAUGUGUUCUGCUAUGAGCGCCCCGUUUCCCAUCUCCCCCUCCCUUCUUUGCUCUGCUAAGGCUGGUCCACAGCUUUACACUUUAAAAAGCAAUGUGUAAAAGAAGUGAGAUUCAAUAUUUGCUCUGCAAUAAAAAUAUAGAGUACCCACCAUACACGUAUACAUAUACACAUGACAAACACACAACCCACAUGCACAUUAAUAUAAAAACCUAGAGGGCCUUUUCUAGUUUUGAUUCCAGGAGUCUGUCUUCUGUACUUCAUGGUGAGAUUUAGAGAUGCUGCCUUGGUUUGCCAGCUGAAUUUUGACAUCUAAGUGGGUUAAUGUAACACAUACGGUAAUAAUGCUUUGCAUUCACUAGAUUCAGGUUGUAUCAAUUUCCAUUGUGCUGUGCAAGUGUUUUGUGCGGCUUUCAAAAUGGCGACGGAAUCACUCUGACCUGGUCUGAAACGUCACUAGCCCAAGAAAUAAAACUAAAAUUAUUUUACUCCGAGACGCGUUCGCAAUUCUGCCGUAAUCCCUUGAACAACAUCACCUGAAGUGCUUAGAAAUAGCUCCUUAUUCUUUUGCCAAUACUCCCAUUUAAUAGGCAUUCGACACAAAAGCCCUGUGAAUGGUUCGGUUAUUUUGCGUGGAUGACUCCAUAUUUAAAGGAAAUUGGUCUAUCUCAAGCAGGGAUCUUUCUAACAGUGUUAGCAGAACAUGUGGCGUGUUCUAAUGCGUUGCUAGGGACCAUGAAAGCGUUUUUUUUUUUUGUUUUUUCAGAACUUGUGAUGCAUGUUUGUAAGCCUCCAGGUUCCUUUGGAUAGGUUAACAUUAAAUAAUAAUAAUGUAAGCUGACAAAAGAUGUUGUAGGCUCCAGUUGUUUUUAUUUUACCAAAUGUUUUGUUUUUCCUUUGUGAUUUAUUUUUUAUUUUUUUUGUUUUAUCAAAGGUUAAUUUCACUCCUUUUGUUCAGUGGCUGGAUCCCAGCGAUUCUCUGAUCCACCUGUGUUUUUUUUUUUAUAUUAUUUUUUUAUUAAGCAUGCAACAGUUUAUGUGGUCGUGCAAGAUGACCUCUCUCACAGACAUUAAACACUCAACAGAACCAAGUUUAAUAGUUCAACACAGGUGGAUCAAAAUUGGUGUGAUUUCCAGUCUCUCCCCUCCCUAGUUACGUGUUUGUUUUGUUUUUGUUUGGUGGAAACCAAAUGCUGUGUAUGAAGUCUCUCCUUUGUACUGUAUAUGCAUUCUUUUGAGAAAAAAAAAUAUUAAACUUAUACCUUAAUUGCCUUUA
Pimephales promelas (fathead minnow) is the source of this 1973-nucleotide messenger RNA. It is a transcript of the gene cdc42, whose product is annotated as cell division cycle 42. Gene Ontology annotation, molecular function: GTP binding; GTPase activity. NCBI's taxonomy places the organism in Eukaryota, Metazoa, Chordata, Actinopteri, Cypriniformes, Leuciscidae. Gene Ontology annotation, biological process: small GTPase-mediated signal transduction. The record is from RefSeq and is a predicted model, not a curated record.